Messenger RNA from Diabrotica virgifera virgifera (western corn rootworm), 4192 nucleotides. Its product is annotated as zinc finger protein 271-like. The coding region runs from base 132 to 2192 and encodes 686 amino acids. Gene Ontology annotation, biological process: regulation of cytokine production; negative regulation of transcription by RNA polymerase II; regulation of immune system process. Lineage: Eukaryota; Metazoa; Arthropoda; Insecta; Coleoptera; Chrysomelidae. The transcript is spliced from 2 exons. The record is from RefSeq and is a predicted model, not a curated record.
ACGAAGAAGGAACUGGAAGAUCAUGUUUAAAUUUUGAAAAUUUAGUUCCGAAGUAUUUCAUUCAACAGUGACUUUGCUUUUUGGAUGUAAAUAUUAAACUGAAAUUGAUACAUAAAAUCCAAUUUAGCAAUAUGGAAAUAAAACAAGAAACUAGUGAGAAAACUUGUAAAAUAGAAAGAGAUAAUGACAUGUUGUGUGUUGAUCCUUUGGAUGGCUUCAAAAUUGAAAUAAAGGAAGAACACAAGACAGAAAUUGGUGCAGAUCAAGCAUUUGACUAUUUGAACUUAAAUGAAUUCCCUGCAAACAUUAAAGUAGAACAAGAUGAAUAUAAAUUUACACCAUUUGAAGAAAAGCAAACAAAUGCAGCAAGUUGUUCCCAGGAGAACAAAAAGAAAGUUGGGGCUGGACGAAGCCCCACAAACUGUUUCAAGCAGUUUUCUCAAACAAAUAAUUUGAAAUCACAUUAUUUGAGAAAGCACACUGGAGAAAAAACUUUCAAGUGUGAAAUUUGUUUCAAGCAAUUUAGUGAUGCGAGUUAUUGGAAAAGACAUUUAAGGGUGCAUACUGGAGAAAAACCUCACAAAUGUGAAAUUUGUUUUAAACAGUUUAGUGUAGCGAGUACUUUGAAAACACAUUUGAUGAUUCACACUGGAGAAAAAUCAUACAAUUGUGAAAUUUGUUUGAAGCAGUUUACCCAAGCAUCCGAUUUGAAAAUUCAUUUAAGAGUGCACACUGGAGAAAAACCACACAAUUGUGAAAUUUGUUUCAAGAAGUUUUCUCAAACAGCAAAUUUGAAAAGGCAUUUGAUGAUACACACUGGGGAAAAGCCAUACAAGUGUGAUAUUUGUUUUAAGCAGUUUUCUCAAACAAUUAAUUUGAAAACACAUUUGAGGGUUCACACCACUAAAGAACAGCGGUACAAAAAGCCAUACAAAUGUGAAAUUUGUUUAAAGGGGUUUAUUACUUCAACUGAUUUGAAAAUGCAUUUGAGAAUGCACACUGGCGAAAAACCGCUCAAGUGUGAAACUUGUUUAAAGGAGUUUAUUAGAAGAAGCGAUUUGAACAAACAUUCGGAAAUUCACAGUGAAGAGAGACCUUAUAAGUGUGAAAUUUGUUUAAAACAGUUUUCUCAAGCAAUUCAUUUGAAAACACAUUUGAGAGUGCACACGGGAGAAAAACCGUACAAGUGUGAAACUUGUUUAAAGCAGUUUACUACAACAAGUGAUUUGAAAAGACAUUCAAGAGUGCAUACUGGAGAAAAACCGCACAAGUGUGAAAUAUGUUUUAAGCAAUUUAUUCAAGCAAGUACUUUGAAAAAACAUUUGAGGGUGCAUACUAGAGAAAAACCUCAAACGUGUGAUAUUUGUUUAAAGCAGUUUAUUACUACAAGUGAAUUUAAAAAACAUUUGAGAGAGCACACUGGAGAAAAACCGCACAACUGUGAAAUUUGUUUCAAGCGAUUUAGUGAAGCGUGUCAUUUGAAAAAUCAUUUGAUAGGGCACACUGGCGAAAAACCUCACAAGUGCGAAAUUUGUUUCAAGCAGUUUCCUCAAAAAGAGCAUUUGAAAACACAUUUAAGAGUGCAUACUGGGGAAAAACCACACAAUUGUGAAAUUUGUUCCAAGAAGUUUUCUCAAACAGCAAAUUUGAAAACACAUUUGAGGGUGCACACUGGAGAAAAACCGCAUAAGUGUGAAAUUUGUUUCAAGCAAUUUAAUGGAUCAAAUCAUUUGAAAAGACAUUUAAAAGUGCAUACUGGAGAAAAAUCUCACAAGUGUGAAAUUUGUUUUAAGCGAUUUAGUGAAGCAUGUCAUUUGAAAAAUCAUUUGAUAGGGCACACUGGCGAAAAACCUCACAAGUGCGAAAUUUGUUUUAAGCAGUUUUCUCGAAUGGAUCGUUUGAAACGUCAUUUGGAAAUACACAAUGGACAAAGCCCGUACCAGUGUGAAAUCUGUUUCAAGCAGUUUCCUCAAAAAGAGCAUUUGAAAACACAUUUAAGAGUGCAUACUGGGGAAAAACCACACAAUUGUGAAAUUUGUUUCAAGAAGUUUUCUCAAACAGCAAAUUUGAAAACACAUUUGAGGGUGCACACUGGAGAAAAACCGCAUAAGUGUGAAAUUUGUUUCAAGCAAUUUAAUGGAUCAAAUCAUUUGAAAAGACAUUUAAGAGUGCAUACUGGAGAAAGGCCUUAAGAGCCUACAUUAGCGCGUCAUCAAUAUAACUGUGAGAGAAAUUAUCAUACCCUUUUUCGAAAGUUCUGUGAAACUUUGGUAACAGUGGCAAUGUUUGACAUUAUCUUGAGUAAUAGAAACAAAAUUUUAUUAUCAUUGAAUAAUUAUUUAUACAAAUAAACCAAAAUGGGUGAAAAUUUUAUGUUAACAUAGGUAUUUGCAAGAAAUAAUAAUAAAACAAUAAUAAAUAAUCAUUUCGUUUUGAAGCGAAAUAAGAGCAGUCUUAUUUUAGUUCAUAGAGCGCCAAAAGCACUCUAACUAGUUUCAACCCUUUUUUUAAAAUAGAACUUUAAAUUAACUUUUCCCAUUUUUUCAAAACUAUUGAUAAUAUUUUUAGAAUAAAAAAAUCCUUCUAAAACUUUAUACAGUGUGCUAAUAACCGGCAAAAUAGCGCAAAAGAUGGAAAACGUAUUAAGUUGUGAGAUAAAAAGAAAUGAAACUAGGAAUGAAUUUAAUUCUCUUAAUUCAGUAAUAUAAACGUUAACAUAAUUAUUUAUAAAGGGUUUCCAAAAAAAUUAAUUUUGAAUUACAAUAAUUAGGACAAAAAGAAGAAUUUGUGUAAUUCAUUUAAAUCAAAACACAUCUUAAUGCUGUCAGAAAACGGAAAGAAAUGUUUAGUUGACAAAUAACUAUUGUUUUCGCUUAAAUUCAAUGUUAAAGCUGCCACCUACUUGUCUCUUAGCAGUUUGAACAUUAAAUUUAAGCGAAAAGCAAUGUUUAUUUGUGCAAUAAACAUUUUUACCUGUCUUCUGACAGCAGUAAAACGUAUUUUGAAUUAAAUAAAUUGCUUACAUUCUUCUUUUCGUGUCAAUUAAUUUAAUCAAAAAAACUAUUUUUGGCCACCUUGUAUAAAUAAUUAGGUUAUUGCUUAUAUUACUGAAUAGAGAAUUGAAUAACCUUUCAAAUGGGCUAUCACACAACCCCUACUCUUAUUUAAAAAAGUCAUCGAUUACGUCAUCACGCGCAGAUGGAUGACGUCACUAAUAUGAUAUGUAUGCCAAAAAGUCAUAAUUUCAAAAUAAAAGUCGACCUGUCUUAGAAUUUCUCUACAAAUUCACCAAUUCUCGAGACAAUGAAUUUAUUCCAACUCAAACGUCCUUACUGUAUAAAAUUCACAAUUAACAAUAAUCUAUUUUUUCAAAUAGUCCAACAACUUAGUUCUAUUACACAAAAAUAUAAUAAAUUAAUUAUAAAAUCAACAUUACUGCACUGAACAGAUAUUGAUACAAAUAACAGAACAGAUAAGAGAAUCGUGCUAUUACACUUAUAAAUCUGACGCAGGUUUGUCAAUAUGUCAAAUCAUAUGUUCGAUUUCUUGUUAGAGAUAAAAAAUUUUAGUACAUAGUUCCAAUAUGACAAAAUCUAGGCAUGGGAUAAAAAUGUUUAUUUGAAGAAAGUAUUUUUUUGUACUUAAUGGCGGUACAGGUAGUGCGUGCGUACUGUGGGUGCCGCGGCACUCACAGUUGUGACGGAGGGGCGCUAAAAUUCAAUUUACAUUAUCCAGAAUUUUAUAUAUGAGGCAAAACAAUUGUUAACUAGAAGAGAUACAAAGAAUUGAUUUUUUUUUUAAUAUUUCACUUUGCUCCUUUGAUAUUUUUUAAUAUUGUAGAAAAUAAGUUUAUUAUAAAGUUAGGGGUAGGGGCGGUAAAAUUAGUCUCGGCAACCAUAUUAGAAAUAUGCUGCGCACGCCUGUGGGUACAGGCUCGUUUUUUUAAUAUUGUAUUUAAUUUCCACACACUAACAUAUUUCUCAAGUUGGGCUCUGUACCGCCAUUCUUUACUAUAUUACGAAUAUGUAUGCCCAAUAUCUCUUGUUAUUCAAAAUUAAAGCCGCAAUCUUGGAACGCGUUUUCCGUUUUGAUGAUGCGCUACUGUAGCCUCUUAACCCUCGGUUAGUGUUCUGGAGUAUAACAUUGUAGAUAUUUAGUUUAGAAAUGACUAAAUAAAUUUAUUAUUGGAUUA